Molecule: messenger RNA, 3764 nt
Organism: Eriocheir sinensis (Chinese mitten crab)
Lineage: Eukaryota; Metazoa; Arthropoda; Malacostraca; Decapoda; Varunidae
Product: zinc finger protein 248-like
Exons: 2
Coding region: 309-998 (229 amino acids)
Biological process (GO): regulation of transcription by RNA polymerase II
Molecular function (GO): DNA-binding transcription factor activity, RNA polymerase II-specific; RNA polymerase II cis-regulatory region sequence-specific DNA binding
Source: RefSeq, a predicted model, not a curated record
CUCCACCACCGCCGCCGGGAAGUCAACUCCCUCUACACCGGCCCCACAGCAUCCCUGGCCAGGCUCCACACCCACGGGCCAGCGCUGGGGACCUGCUGGCCAGCAACACCCUCAGCCCCAACACUGCCUUCCAAGCCCUCAAGUGUACACAGAGCUUCCUGCAGAAGUCCAGUCAGCCUGGCAGGAUCCCCACCCUGGUGACAGAACGACACACUAACAACAGCCUCCAGCAUUUAACACUGACGGGGCUCAGGAGGCCAUGGUCCCACAGCCUAACUGGCCCCCUGAAACACUCCAGGAGAAGAAGCAUGAGUACCCCGGACAAGCAGGAGCAGACUGCUGCAGGGGGCAGGAGGGUCAGUGGUCGGCAGAUGAAGCAACUUGCUGCUGGCAACUCCAGCAACAAAGGAGAGAGGAAGUUUGUGUGUCUGGAGUGUGGAAAAGAAUUCACCUCAAGGGAAGGCCUCAGAUAUCACACCCUUACACGCACUGGUGUUAGGAACUACGAAUGUAAGGAAUGUGGGAAAAAAUUUAUCCAGAAGAGUGACCUUAAUACACACACCCUUACACACACUGGUGUGAAGAACUAUGAAUGUAAGGAAUGUGGAAAAAAAUUCAUCCAGAAGAGUCACCUUGAUAGACACACCCUUACACACACUGGUGUGAAGAACUAUGAAUGUAAGGAAUGUGGGAAAAAAUUCAUCCAGAAGAGUACCCUUGACAGACACACCCUUACACACACUGGUGUAAAGAACUAUGAGUGUGAGGAAUGUGGAAAAAAAUUCAUCAGGAAGUGUACACUUGAUGUACACACCCUUGGACACACUGGUGUGAAGAGUCAUGAGUGUGAAGAGUGCGGGAAGAGGUUCAGUAUGAAGUCGGCACUCAAUCGACACGUCUUCAGGCACUAUGGCCUUAGAGAGUUCAAGUGUGAUGUUUGUGGAAAGCUCUUUAAGGCAAAGGGUGACAUUGCCCAGCACAUGAAGAUCCACUUCUGAAGUGUGUCUGCCCACAGUAGUUGUAGUGACCAGGAUGUUGGCAGCAGCUGAGCCUGAUAGGGAAAGACAAGGUUACAUUAGCCAGUCAUUCAUUAUAUAUUUUUUUCUUUAGUUCAAGACAAGGUUACAUUAGUCAGUCAUUCAUUACAUAUAUUUUUCUUUAGUUCAAGACAAGGUUACGUUAGCCAGUGAUUCAUUACAUAUAUUUUUCUUUAGUUCAAGACAAGGUUACAUUAGCCAGUGAUUCAUUACAUAUAUUUUUCUUUAGUUCAAGACAAGGUUACAUUAGCCAGUGAUUCAUUACAUAUAUUUUUCUUUAGUUCAAGACAAGGUUACAUUAGCCAGUGAUUCAUUACAUAUAUUUUUCUUUAGUUCAAGACAAGGUUACAUUAGCCAAUCAUUCAUUACAUAUAUUUUUCUUUAGUUCAAGACAAGGUUACAUUAGCCAAUCAUUCAUUACAUAUAUUUUUCUUUAGUUCAAGACAAGGUUACAUUAGCCAGUCAUUCAUUACAUAUAUUUUUCUUUAGUUCAAGACAAGGUUACAUUAGCCAAUCAUUCAUUACAUAUAUUUUUCUUUAGUUCAAGACAAGGUUACAUUAGCCAAUCAUUCAUUACAUAUAUUUUUCUUUAGUUCAAGACAAGGUUACAUUAGCCAGUCAUUCAUUACAUAUAUUUUUCUUUAGUUCAAGACAAGGUUACGUUAGCCAAUCAUUCAUUACGUAAUUUUUCGAACAUGGUAUUAUUAUUUAUCAAGCUAUGUGGGUAGUUUGGGUUUCUACUUUCUUUGCAUCGAGACAGAACAAGGUUACGUCAGCUACCCCUUCGUUACGUCACAUGUACGUAGGCAUCGUUACAGCAGUUUUGAUUUUCCCGGAGUCGUUUAGGGUUGUCAUGCAUGUCUGUGUACAUACAUACGUACAUACAUAUAUAUUAUGUGUAUUUGUUUAUCUGUAUUACUAGGAGAGUAAGACUUUACGUAUACUCGCUGUGUUAGACAUUAAGUGCUCGGUCGGUGCUCGCCUCGCUGCCGUGCUAGGGGGCGAGGCAGCAUGACCCUCUUUGCUCUACGAUUCAGGGACGGCAGAACUUGUGUUGCGGAGAGAAAGUAUUGCUGUAGGACUUGUGUUGUGGAGAGAAAGUAUUGCUGUAGGACUUGUGUUGUGGAGAGGAAGUAUUGCUGUAGGACUUGUGUUGUGGAGAGGAAGUAUUGCUGUAGGACUUGUGUUGUGGAGAGGAAGUAUUGCUGUAGGACUUGUGUUGUGGAGAGAAAGUAUUGCUGUAGGACUUGUGUUGUGGAGAGGAAGUAUUGCUGUAGGACUUGUGUUGUGGAGAGGAAGUAUUGCUGUAGGACUUGUGUUGCGGAGAGGAAGUAUUGCUGUAGGACUUGUGUUGUGGAGAGGAAGUAUUGCUGUAGGACUUGUGUUGUGGAGAGGAAGUAUUGCUGUAGGACUUGUGUUAUGAAGGAAAAAAUGGAUUAUCGUAGAACUUAUCCUACAGAGGAGAGGAAGUAGUGCUGGUGGAUUGUAACAGAUGAGAAAAAGAUUACUACAAGACUUAUAUUAUGAAGGGGAAACAUAUACAGCAAGACUUUUAUUAUGUAGGAGAAGAAAGGCUUGUAUAUUGCUGGAGAGGAUUAAUGAGAGGUAGGACUGUUAACAAGGAGAAAAGGUUACGUACAUCAGAACUUGUGUUAUGAAAGAGGGAGACUUACGGCAAGACCUGUGUUAUGAAAGGAAAGGAGAGAAUUAACCCGGUAGCAGCGACGGGCCAAAUUUGUGUCUUUACCGUGUACCAGCGACGGGCCACAUUUUUGACAUGAUAUAAACCCCCCAAAAUAGAUGAUGCAUAAACUGAUCACAAAUGCGUUGAUAUAUAUUAUGAAAUGGUUCGCGUGAGUGAUGAUUUUUUCUCAUUUUUCAUGCUUAGAGGGGCCUUUAAGAAACGAUCCCUGCAGCUACCAGGUUAAACAGAGAGGUAGAAAGACUUAUGUAGGAGAAAAAGAAAGGAAGAAAAGGAGAAAAACUCAUCACUGGACAUAUUACGAAGGAUAACGUUGGAUUUUUUCCACUACGUAUACUUGUCGUCUAAUAAGAGAGGAAGUCUUAGACAAUUCAACAUCUCUUGGUUCGUAAUGACAAUAUAUUUUAAAUUCUUCCGACCCUCAACGACAACACAGGCUUGGGGUAAACAUUUACAUAGAGUUGGUCACGGUGAGGUUCUUUUCGGCUUGGUAUAUUGCUUGUCGUCUUAAGGAGGUAUGUAUAUCGUUUAGUCAUGUGCGCCGGGAUUUUCAAGCGUGGUAGAAGUAUUAAGCUCUGUGGCUGGUGUAAUUUUGCUUCUAAUUUUGAAAAGUCCCGUAUUUUCAGAGUGAAGUCAACAUAUUAACAAACUUUUACCAUUUUCUUGUGCCAGACUAUUAAAACAUGUAUUAGUAUUCAUUAAGUUAUGCAGCAAGUUCCGCUUUAUGGUUCAGUCUUUGGGACGGAGUUAUUAGCUAGAAGUGUUGGGUUUCCGGAAAGUCGCCACAUUAUGAAUUCAGCCGUAAGGUGUGAUAUACAAAAAUUGGCACUGAGCACGUCUUGAAAAACUGGUGAGCAAAGAGAAGUCAGCCACAGUGUUCUUGAAGGCUAAUACGGCGUUUGAAAAGUCGGGCGUUGAUUUCUUUGUUCACCCUAAAGAAAAACAAUCCAUUGCUCCGUUAGAAGCCCAGAAGUCAAGUAUGUAUUUGUUGAUUGUUAAGAGAAAUAAAAACACUUUGAAUAGUU